Henningerozyma blattae CBS 6284 is the source of this 3261-nucleotide messenger RNA. It is a transcript of the gene TBS1, whose product is annotated as Tbs1p. Lineage: Eukaryota; Fungi; Ascomycota; Saccharomycetes; Saccharomycetales; Saccharomycetaceae. Gene Ontology annotation, biological process: regulation of DNA-templated transcription; DNA-templated transcription. The transcript has a single exon. Bases 1 to 3261 code for a protein of 1086 amino acids. The record is from RefSeq and is a predicted model, not a curated record. Gene Ontology annotation, molecular function: zinc ion binding; DNA-binding transcription factor activity, RNA polymerase II-specific; DNA binding.
AUGAAUAGCAACGAUAAUAAUAACGAUCAAAAUACAAUCCCUGUGAAUUUAAAUGAAAAUUCCUGGUUUCCUGCAGGAAGUUCUUUGAUGAGAAAUAACAUGACGACAGAAUCUAAAAUCACAGAAACAACCUCAGGUAAAGAUAUUUCAAUGCAGACUGCUAUACCGCAUACUCUACCAUUAAAUCAGGUUAAUCAAUCUUCUCUUACAACUGAUAAUGUAUCUUCUAACAAUAUACCGAACCCUAUAGAGAAGGCCUUUGGUAUUGUAGAGGACUAUAUACGGCAUACCAAUCAAUCAAAUACUAACAAUCAGCCAAUGAGUAUAAAUUCACCUCAAAUGAAAAGGACUGCUACAUCUCCUCAACAGGAGAAAAUUCAGCAAGAUACUUAUUAUUCCAAAAAGAGAGCAACAAGAGCCUGUGAGAGUUGUAGAAAGAGGAAAAUUAAAUGUGAUCCGGUAGAUCCAAUAACUAAUAAAUGUUCCAAUUGUACUAAAUUUCACAUGAUUUGUGUAUUUGAUAAUAGGAAGAGGAAAGCCACUAAUGCAAAUACAAAUUCAAAUAAAUUAUUAAAGACGAUGAAUCCCAAAAGUCAUGAAUCUGAGGACGAUCAAGAUGAUAUUGAAGAUCAUCUCCAUGGUAAUUGUCAACCAUUGAAUACCAAUGAUUCUUCUAUAAAUAUCAACCUCUUACAUGAAACAAAAAAUGAAAUUGAUAGCCUAGAUCAAUCAAAUGAUAGAGUCUUGAAAAUAGAUAGGAAAGUUACCAUGCUAUAUGAUCAAAUGGCAAAAAUGGUUUGGAUGAUGGAUAAAAUACUUUCUAAUAAUAUUUCUAAUUCGAAUUCAAAUAAUUCAAAAUUAUUAGAUCAUGGUCAUUUUCCAGUUUUUAAAAUUUAUAAAACUAUCAUUUUCUCACCAAGUAAGAUUAAAUGGAUUAAAACUCAAUUAUCAACCCCUUUAGCAAUUAAUAAUGAAGAUUUCAUAUUACCAAUUUAUAAAAUGUCAAAUAUUUCAUGGAAAUAUUCGAUGAUUAGAUCAAAAAAAUUAAUGAAUUUUUCCUCACCAACUUUAAUAGAUAAUAUUCCACAAUUAUACCCUCUACCCAUGAAAAGAACAUCUGAAAAAUUAUUAAAAUAUGGACAUCCAUGCUUUUCUUCUUCUAUUACAAGUAUUCCAAUUGUGGAGUAUGAUAAUGUAAUGACUAUUUUAAAUAAAUAUUAUGAUACAAGGACUUCAGAAUCUACAGUGCCACAAGAAACUUCCCCAAAUCAUACCAAUUUAAGUUGUUCGGAAUUAUUUUUGUUAAACAUUACAAUUUGUUUAGGUGCAUCUGCAGUGAAUAUGAAUUCAAAUAACCCUACAGAAGACAAAUUUUUAAAUCUGAAUUUAACUUCAUCCGAAAUCAAAUGUAUUGAAAAUUUAUCUUUAUUGAAUUCCAUUUAUUAUUGUAAUAAAUUAGCUAUCUCUACUAUUUCAAAUUCUACCUCGGUGUCAAAUUUAAUUACCGUUCAAUCAUUAAUUCUACUGAGUCAUUAUUUGCAAAUAUCUACUAAUAUAGAAUUAUCUUCAAACAUCUUAUCAAUAGCAAUCAGAUAUGCAAUUGAUCUUGGUUUACAUUUGAUAGACUAUUAUAAGGAUUUGGAUGUUAAUAAAUCUAUGCAAUUAUUAGGACUUUGGUGGCAUCUUUAUUCAAAGGAUAAAUUAUUUUCUUUAAUCUUAAAUCGUCCACCUAUUAUUAAAAAAUUAGAUAUUCAAUGUUUGGAUGAUGAAAGCUUCUUAAAUAUUAUUAAGAAAGCAUUAAUUGAAAAAUUCAAAUCAAAUACUAUUGAGAUUAAUAAAAUGAGUGAUGUAAAGAUUGGGUUGAAUAAGAUAUCCAAUUAUUAUGACUAUUUCCCUUUGGUACUCUCUUAUUAUACAUUACAAUUAUCAACUAUCUCUGAAGAAAUCUUUAAUACAUGUUUUGCAAUUAAUAGCAUGAAAUUAAAUUCAUUUGAUGAAAUUUUACAGAAGGUUAAUGCUAUAAACGAAAAAUUAUUAAAUUGGGAAUAUAGCUUACCACCAUGUUUAAAGAUCAAAUCUUAUAAAAAUUAUAUGACUAUGUUAUUUUCUCAAAAUACAGUAAUUUUCCCACCCUUCCAUUUAGAUAUGGUUUGUUCAAGAAUUUUGAAAUGUAAUUAUCAAUUAUUAUAUUUGAAAAAUGUUUUAAGUAUGUUCACACUUUCUUUUCUAAUUGAUAAUGAAGAUUUAUUUAGAAAAUCUUCAAUCUGUAUUCCAAGAAUUUAUCAACAAUUUAUUAAUCAGAAUAAAGAUUCAUCUAUUAAAAUGUUAGAACUACUUAAAUGUUUUGAUAUUAAAAUUCAUAUGUGGGACGAAUUAUGGUAUUAUUUCUUAACGGGAGUCUUUACAUUGUCGUUUUACAUUAUUAAGAAUAUAAAUGGAGAAUCUUCUGAAUUACCAUAUUUAAUAAAGUUAUUGCAAAAUGGUCAUGAGUUAUUUAUGGCAGAUAAGUCAAAUAUUUAUUUAUCAAGUUCAAUUAAAUGGAAUGUAGAUACAUUCUUUUAUACCUUUAUCUUGCAUCACAUUUUAAAUUAUGUUAAAUUUAAAUAUCCAAAUAAUGACGAUUUUAAAUUUCAUGAUAGACCUUAUGAACAAAUUUAUUCAGACAUAAUCAAAAAGACUAAUAGAAUGAAAAACAUCGAAUUAAAUGAAUUGAUUUGUGUUUUACAAAAUCAUAAAGAUCAUUCUCCAAACACUGCUACUUCCACUACGGAUGAUAUUGCUAACGCUUCAAUUAAUAAUGAUGUUCAUUCACCUACCUUAACAUUAGGAAUAGAAAUAUCGACACCCGCAAAUGAAUUUGAUUUUAAUGGUUUAUUAAAACCAUUAUCCACAGAUUUUUCAAGCGGCUUGAAUUUGGAUUCAUUGAUACAAUUAAAAACAUCCGAUUUUAUGGCAACUUGGUCAGAAUUAGAUGAAGAUUCAACGCCACCCCUAUCUUACGAUUCUUCUUUGUUUCCAAUUGAACCAAUUAAUUUCUCUGUAAAUCAUACUAUAUUUGCAGGUUGCGAAGAAGAAGUUACUUAUACUAAAAAAGUUCAUGAUAUUAAUAUGAUUUUAUCUUCAGAUGAUCAAAGUUCUGAUCUUAACAAAUUUUCAAUUGCAUCAGAUCCUUUCUGGGUAUCCUAUAACAAAUAUUUCCCAAAGGGUAAUUUUUUCUAUGACAGAGAUUUGUUUUUUGCAAAUUAUGAUGCUUAUAUAUAG